CUCCGCGGGUACGGAUACUUGACUCGAACCUAGCCAACCAUUGCCACACAAUUCUCAUCACCAACCUUGUGACGACUGGAUUAUACCCUGGACACUGGCUCCGCUUCGUCUAAACCACCCCCAAGCACAGUCUCCAGCAUGGUAUAUCCGCGUGCCGACAUAUCCAGCGUUUCCCGGGUUAAUAGGCCCUGCAAAGGUUCCGUCACACCAUGUUGGGAACCUCCACAUUGGUAACUGGGCCUAUUCUCCACGCCCAUCCUUGAUCCUCGGCCCUUUGGUGAUGUUCUUGCUCAAGGGCUGUUAGUGUCGUGGGUCGUUGAGCUCGGAAGAUGGGACACGUUCCAAUGAGCUUGACUAUCACAUUGGACUAUCAGUUCUCAGCCUGUUGCUGAUCCUACCAAUGUGACCUUUUGGAACUUGCCGUUCCCACACUCCAAGAGACCGAUGGAGUCGGAUGUCCGUUCGUUCGUCAUCUCAAAGUUGAGUUUGGGGUAGAUCUCGUACCCAAGUACGAACGAUGGGGAUAUAAAGUUAUGUCCGGGACCCUAUGUGCGUUGGCCAGAUCUUUCUCCAGAACUCUACCCCGAAUCUCUCUAUAUAAGCUUGUUUCUCUCGUGUUGAGUCGACCAGCUUAUCACUACUUAUUUCUCAUAAAUCUUAGUGCAAUACUCAGACGAGAUGUCUUCGGGCACUCCUCCCUCCCAUGGGGCAACUACCCCUACGCAGUACACCGAUAAGGAGGAAGGCCACUAUCAUUGCAAUCAUCCCAAUCAUUACUAUGAAGAACGAAAUAGGAACGUUCAGAAGCCCCACCAGUCCAUGGUGUCGCAGGUGUACAACCCUUCGUUCUUCAAGGUUGCCAAUCCUGGUCCUUUGGGUUUGAUCAGUUUCGCUUUGACUACCUUUGUCCUCGGCCUCUACCAGUGCGGUGCUGGUCUCCCUGGAUCAAACCCCUUCGGCGGCGUCGGUCCUGACCAAGCCAUCUUUGGUCUGGCUGUCUUCUUCGGUGGCAUUGCUCAACUUUUUGCCGGCCUUAUGGAGUUCCGCGUCGGUAAUACCUUUGGUACUACCGUCCAUUGUUCCUACGGUGCCUUCUGGCUUGCUUUUGCCAUGUUCUUCGUUCCUGAUCUGGGUAUCAAGGACGCAUACAAGGGCGAUGACCGCGCUUACAGCUUUGCAUUGGGCAUCUUCCUGAUUCUGUGGUGCUUUCUCACUCUUAUAUUUUUUGUGGCCGCUCUCAAGACGAACAUUGCCAUCCUCAUUGUUCUCGGUUUCUUGUUCCUCGCUUUCCUCUUCCUCAGCUUGGCUCAGUUUCUGCAGACCACUCACCCUACUGCUGCUAUUCGAAUCAACAAGACUGGAGGCGCAUUCUCAUGCAUCUGUGCCUUCGCAGCUUUCUAUGCAGGUGCGGCUGGUAUUAUGACUGAGGAUACGACAUGGGUUCGCUUCCCUCUUGGCGAAAUCGAUGUCCAGCCCAAGAAGACAAACAUUGCUUAAGCACAUGUGCUUCUAAUGUUAGGGUGGAAAGCAAAUGGCGGUAGGCUGCAACGUUGUUUCAUAAUGCAUCGUGGAAUAAGAAUGAAUAAGUAUGUUUAAUACCCGAACAAUAUGAGGAUAAUAUGGAGAUGAAUAAGACAUGAUAUCAGAAAAGACAACAUUCUAAAAUUGAUGACGUCAGGUUUCACUUGCCUGAGACAAGUGUCACAUACAGACAGCAGGUCUUUGUUUCCAGUUGUGGUAUGAUCACAUAGUAAAAAGCCAACCUGACUUGGUCAUAGUUGUGAUGAGUUUAGCAGAAGAUGAAUGUGUUGAUUGAUUUCUUAAUGCAUAAAAUUGGCUCCCCUAGUCGUAUGAUGCAUGCCUUAUAAUCGUACAACAGACCAUCGUGGGGUCUGAACUUCAUUAUAUUCCAUUUCAAUCAUGACAAGUUUAAGCUUUUCUUACAACUUGCCCUUGACCUCUUCGGCCGCACCCUUCACCUUGCCCUUGGCCUGCUCAGCAGCGCCCUUGGCUUCACCCUUGAGCUCCUGAGCCUUGCCAGCAGCCUCUCCUCGGAGCUCUUGGGCCUUUCCGGUGGCGCUGCCACCAGUCACAUCCUGGGCAACAUCCUUGGCCUUCGCGGCAACGUUUUCUGAACAUCCUUAUUAGCAAUUGAACAUCUUGAGCCAGUUGAUAAUUGAAAACUAACCGCCAGCCUCAAUGCCGUCGACAAUCUUGUCGCUCACAACACGAUCAACCUUCUUGGCAGUGUCCUUGACAGCAUCUGUGGCAGUUCGCUGCAAAGCAAAGCUCGUGGUGAAUGUUCGAGGAGCCUGGAAGGCGAUGACGCGAGGUGCGAGGGCUACACGGCGGAUGACGUUCUCUGUGAGGAAAGACAUGAUGGUGGUUGCUGGUGUUUUGUUGUGGUAGAGUUUGGUUAGGAUCUUUUAUGUUGCGAGGUAAAGAAAAAGUCAAUUGAUGAAAUUGAAAAGAAUAGAGAGAGCUUUUCAAAAGGAGAAAGAGAGGCAAGGGAAGCUCUUGUAACUUAUGUUAUGACGACGGGAGCUUGUCAUAGCUGUAUGAUGUCACUCGCGGGGAAAGAACUCCCUGUUGCGGCGCGACCAAACAAGCACGUGAGAAAAGGAGAGGUAAUGAUGACGCAGUGAGGCUUGAAAUAAACGGGGAGAAAGCGCUGAGCUCAGAACGAGCUUGUCCUCUUUUUACGUUUUGUGUUCAAUCUCAUCAUCGAAAGAUCCCGCGUCCGAUCGCUGAAGAAGGUUUGGGAGCUCUUGUGGGGAACGUGCGUUUACAUAAAAAAGGCUGAUGCUAGUGCAGUGGAAGGUACCAUUAGAUCUACGGCAAGUUUGUUAAUAAGAUCAAUGUAACAACUUUUAAACUCAGCUAAUAUAACUCACCUCGAAGUGUCAAAACACUCGUGACCUUGAAGCAGCAAGCGAAAACACCCAUUCAAAGAGCUACAAAACAGAUCAUAAAUUAUCCGAAGCUUGUCUGAGUACUUUAUCGCUUUUAGAACCGAAGGCUCAAGUUUCUGUCAUCUUUCCAGGCCUCACAGUUGUCCCUGACCGUAUUCAUUGGUUAAUAGAUUUGGCUUCAUAUCGCUUGAAGCUUAUUUGCUUUCAUAUCUAAAUCGGAUUCAAAUCUAGUACAUUAACUCAUAACAGAUUUUUCAAAUAUCAUCAGCCGUCGUUAUCAUGAAAAAAAAGAA
Messenger RNA from Fusarium odoratissimum NRRL 54006, 3205 nucleotides. RefSeq lists its product as uncharacterized. Gene Ontology annotation, cellular component: plasma membrane. Lineage: Eukaryota; Fungi; Ascomycota; Sordariomycetes; Hypocreales; Nectriaceae. The transcript has 2 exons. Gene Ontology annotation, molecular function: acetate transmembrane transporter activity. Bases 679 to 1497 code for a protein of 272 amino acids. The record is from RefSeq and is a predicted model, not a curated record.